GAAGAUUUAUGGCACGGUUUAUUUUACGAUAACAAACGCUGGACGGCGCUACAACAGUAUGUUGGCACGGGAGCACCGCCUCCUUUCCGUGUGUCGUUUGCAGUGUGAAAGUUCACAGGGCAAUACAAAGGUCGUGUUGUGUUUUUAGCGAGCUAUGGCUGCCUUAAGUUGGUUUACGUGCAGACAGCUGCCGCGGAUUGCAAAUCAGUUCGCCUGGGUUGUGAAGCACGUCAGGCCUCAGUACCUCGGGGGACUGCCGGUGAGGAGAGUCCACGGGUCGUCGCGGAAAUGGGUGGCUGAGAAGGGGCCAUGGGGCAAGGCUCGGAUGCCAGAGUAUCAUCUUCUGACAGAACUCGAUAAGGCGGAUGCCUUGAUGCUGAAAAAGUCCCACGAAACUGGGUUCCUGUCUUGGUUCCGGAACGGACUCCUGGCCACCGGGAUCGGGGUCAUCGCUUUCGUCCAGAGUGAUGUGGGACGAGAGGCAGGAUAUGCCUUCUUCAUCCUGGGUGGUGUGUGUGUAUCGUUCGGCGGGGCGUCCUACGUGGGCAGCCUGUUUUCGCUGAGGAGGAUGAUGCUUCUUUCCCUGCCUGCGGUGCUGCUGAAUGUUGCUGUGGUGAGCAGCGUCGCCCUCUUCUGGCUGUGUGCGGUAUCUCUCUACAUCGGACGCCUGGAGGUGGAGAUUAUACAUGAGGAGGACGAGGACGAUGACGGAGAGGAGUGUCCAGACUGUCGGGACCGCGCCAACCACUCCCAUGGCAACCGGCACCACGGCAGCAACAAAGGCCAAGACAAGUAGAGAGUGUGAGUGGCAAAGGUGACGAUGUGUGUGUGUGAGUGAGUGAGAGAGAGGACUGAGAGGAAGUGUGUAUGACAUUCAAAGAGAUGGGGGGGAAUAAAGGGGAUCAGUGAAAGGCAUGAUUGAUUUGGAUGGUGGUUGUUUGCUGACCUCUGAUAUUAAUUUGUGUGGUUGGAUGUGUUAAAUUGCUGGGAUAAAGAGUACAUUUUUAGUUCAUAAUAUCAAUGUUAGAUUUUUUUUUUAAAUUGUAGUUUGCACAGAGAGUGCCUCGUUUGAGUUGAUUUACUCCUGAUCAUGUUUACUUUAUGAAUCAAAGUGCCCUGUACAAUUCCCAAGCCAUACUCUGAGCCAGCUCAUGCUGUGUUCACCUAAAUAUGGUUUUGAUUGAUGUAAAAAAAAAAAAAAAAUUAUAUCAGUUUAUUCUAUAUUUAUUACGAAGGAGUACUUGGAUUCUCUGUAGUAAUCCAUGCUGGUGAUGUAGAAUGAGGAGAUGUAGCCCAUGUUGCAGUGUUGAAUGGAUGAACUAGCACUAUGUGAAUUUGCGAUAUAAUGUAUAAAUACUCUAGGUAAGUAAUCAGCAAUGGUCUAUAUUUGUGUAAUCGAUUUUCUCUGUGUGUAAAAGUCUGUGUGUUUUUCUUAUGUAUUUUAGAUUGAAAAGUUUCUUUUAACUCAUAAAGGCUUUGGCUUACAUUUUUUUCCCCCAAAGGGUUUUGUGAUUGAAUAUACUUUUGUCACAAAGCAAAUGACAACAACAACAAAAAAUGGCAAAGUGCUGUAAGUUUUUAAUUAUUUUUAUUUAAACAUGUUCAAUGCAAUCUUGAUAGUGGAUUUCUAUAGAGUAGUUUAGUUUUAACUGUAAAGUAUCGCUAUUUCACACCUUUACUUAAUCGAGGCUUGAAAGCUGCAGCCACAACGUAAUCAAAAUGACCACCCAGAACCUCUUGUCUUUUUGGAGGUAUUUUAGUGAGAAACCAUAACAUUUGUAUAACCCAUGUGUUUGUGUGAGAUGGAUAUUUACAGUGCAUUUGGAAAGUAUUCAGACCCCUUGACUUUUUCCACAUUUUGUUACGUUACAGCCUUAUUCUAAAAUAUAUAUAUAUUUUUAAAUCCCCCUCGUCAAUCUACACAAUACUCCAUAAUAACAAAGCAAAAACAGGUUUUUAGACAUUUUUGCAAAAAAUAGAUAAUUAUUUUACAGAUUUGCAUAAGCGUUCUGACCCUUUACUCAGUACUUUGUUGAAUCACCUUUGGCAGCGAUUACAGCCUCGAGUCUUCUUGGGUAUGACGCUAUAAGCUUGGCACACCUGUAUUUGGGGAGUUUCUCCCAUUCUUCUCUGCAGAUCCUCUCAAGCUCUGUCAGGUUGGAUGGGGAGCGUCGCUGCACAGCUAUUUUCAGGUCUCUCCAGAGAUGUUAGAUCCAGGCUCUGGCUGGCCCACUCAAGGACAUUCGGAGACUUGUCCCGAAGCCACUCCUGCAUUGUCCUGGCUGAGUGCUUAGGGUCGUUGUCCUGUUGGAACCUUUGCCCCAGUCUGAGGUCCUGAGCGCUCUGGAGCAGAUUUUCAUCAAGGAUCUCUCUAGUUUGCUCCUUUCAUCUUUCUGUCGAUCCUGACUAGUCUCCCAGUCCCUGCCGCUGAAAAACAUCCCCACAGCAUGAUGCUGCUUCAUCGUAGGGAUGGUGACAGGUUUCCUCCAGACGUGACGCUUGGCAUUCAGGCCAAAGAGUUCAAUCUUGGUUUCAUCAGGCGAGAAAAUCUUGUUUGUCAUGGUCUGAGAGUCCUUUAGGUGCCUUUUGGCAAACUCCAAGUGAGCUGUUAUGUACCUUUUACUGAGGAGUGGCUUCCGUCUGGCCUGAUUGGUAGAGUGCUGCAGAGUUGGUUAUCCUUCUGGAAGGUUCUCCCAUCUCCACAGAUGAUCUCUGGAGCUCUGUCAGAGUGACCAUCGGGUUCUCGGUCACCUCCCUGACCAAGGCCCUUCUCCCCCGAUUGCUCAGUUUGGCCACUCUUGGUGGUUCCAAACUUCUUACCUUUAAGAAUGAUGGAGGCUAGUGUGUUUUUGGGGACCUUCAAAGCUGCAGACAAUUUUUGUGGUACCCUUCCCCAGGGGCGGCAGGGUAGCCUAGUGGUUAGAGCGUUGGACUAGUAACCGAGCUGACAAGGUACAAAUCUGUCGUUCUGCCCCUGAACAGGCAGUUAACCCACUGUUCCUAGGCCGUCAUUGAAAAUAAGAAUUUGUUCUUAACUGACUUGCCUAGUAAAAUAAAGGUAAAAUUAAAAUAAAAAAUUAAAAGAUCUUUGCUUCGACACAAUCCUGUCUCGAAGCUCUAUGGACAAUUCCUUCGACUUCAUGGCUUGGUUUUUGCUCUUACAUGCACUGCCAACUGUGACCUUAUAUAGACAGGUGUGUGCCUUUCCAAUCAAUUUAAUUGACCACAGAUGGACUCCCAUCAAGUCGUAGAAACAUCUCAAGGAUGAUCAAUGGAAACAUGAUGCACCUGAGCUGAAUUUUGAGUCUCGUAGCAAAGGGUAUGAAUACUUAUGAAAAUAAUUGUUUUCAGGUUUUUUUGGGGGUUUUUUGCACAAAAAAAAUGUGAACUGUUUUUGCAUUGUUAUAUUAUGUGUAGAUUGACGAGAAAAUGUUAGCAUUUAUCCAUUUUAGAAUCAGGCUGUAACGUAACAAAAUGUGGAGAAAAGUCAUCAGGUUUGAAUACUUUACGAAUGCACUGUAGGUAUGGUUAUCCUCUAGCCUGAUCCACCAUCCUGACCUGACCGCUGCGCUACAGAGCAUUAGCAUGCGAGACCUGGAUGAACGCAGCGAGUUAGUCGCUAGAGAUAAUCUGUAUGGAGUUGCAGUGUGAUGUAUUUGAUUUCUGCAUGGCCUUCAGUACAACUUACUGUAUAUCAUUAGACUUCAUGUAUGAAUAUGUACAUAAACACAGUUACAAAAUCAAA
Oncorhynchus nerka (sockeye salmon) is the source of this 3745-nucleotide messenger RNA. RefSeq names its product transmembrane protein 160-like. Lineage: Eukaryota; Metazoa; Chordata; Actinopteri; Salmoniformes; Salmonidae. The transcript has 4 exons. The record is from RefSeq and is a predicted model, not a curated record. The coding region runs from base 155 to 796 and encodes 213 amino acids.